Wyeomyia smithii (pitcher-plant mosquito) is the source of this 1800-nucleotide messenger RNA. Its product is annotated as RYamide neuropeptides. The record is from RefSeq and is a predicted model, not a curated record. Lineage: Eukaryota; Metazoa; Arthropoda; Insecta; Diptera; Culicidae. The coding region runs from base 368 to 838 and encodes 156 amino acids. The transcript has 4 exons.
GCUAUGGUGAACCACAGUAUCGAAGGAACAACAGCCGGUGUUCGAUAUCAGGAAGAGCCUAGACGGAGAUUCCUCCCAGUGAAGUGAAAGUGAUCCUGGGUUUACCACCAGUGAACAGUAGGUAGAAGGAAAAACUAAAACAAAAUACAGAUGUUGCAGCAAGUGACUUGGUAUGAUUCUUUUUAAGUGAAGUGCGAAACUGCGUUUUUGCGCUAGAUUGAAAAUUUGUGAAAAAAGAAUAAAUUUAAUUAGUUACAUAGAAAGGGAAAAUUAGAAAGCGACGUCCAGAUCAACAGCAUAGCCCAUCCUCAUUUGCCGACCUCAUCACCUGGAAUAAUCUGCCCCCGAGCGUCGGGUUCCAACCAAAAUGAAUCUAAUUGCACGCAGUCAAUCGCCUAUCGUUUAUACGGCCGCACUGAUCCUGCUCAGCAUAGUCCUGCUGUUGGCGGUGGGUGACCACACGUGCAGCGCAGAAACGACACUCGAGUCCAACGGUCUGUUCGGUGCCGAUGCCAAACAUGUCGGUGAUAAGCGGCCAUUUUUUGUUGGCAGCCGCUACGGCCGGUCACAAAUGUACGGCGGUAAGGAGCUUCGGCAGGUUAACGUGGUGCCUCGGAAUGAUCGUUUCUUCCUGGGGUCCCGAUAUGGCAAACGCGCCGACCCGCUGACAAAAGAAUUCGAAACGGAUAACAACAACGGUGCCGAACUUACCUAUCUCGCGUGUUUGCACACCGGUGUGUCCAACCUCUAUCGGUGUUACGGAAAAGAACGGGACACCCCCGGUAGUGGCCAAACCAUCCAGCAAUAUAACGAAAACCUGGACUCCUCGGAUCAAUAAAGAAGUUUAACGCGAACGCAAAGUCAAUUGCCUCCGAAUGCCAACACUAUCCGUCACGCUGCUGCUAUCAAAUCGUCAACAUCUAGAAUGCAUGCUGUCAUGAGAAUUGAGAGAUGUUCGGGAAAAUCCAUUUAAACGUUCGAUUCAACUCACUCGGCAAAAAUUAAAUUGUAUGAAAUUUUCAUGAAUUCGAGAAUUCAAACAAAUAACAAGGCUGGGUAAUUUUUGCCCAGAGAGUUAGAAUCAUCUAUUUUUCCGCAGACAUUAAACCUGUUUCCUAGUCCAGAAUUAAUUGGGCUUCAAAAUUUAUGUAUAGAUGCAAAAACUUUAAGAAAAUUUAGACCGUUACAGUGGUUUUAACCACCUAAUAAAGCUCAACAGAUUUUAGUUACAGGUUUGGUUAUAGUACGUGCUUUCCUUCAAACAUUUAUCCUAAUCGAAAUUUUUUGGAACUGUUCAAUUUGACGAAACUAUAAUACAUUUUUUUAUGUAACGCCAACGUUGUUUUCUUAUCGAAAUUAUGCAUGCGAUAUUUUUGAAAAUUGUUGCAAAUCAAACGAAUAAACAAAUGAGCCACUGAGCAUGAGACUACAAAUACACUGUUAACAGCAUUUGUAUGUGAUUUUAAAGUUGAAAUAUAGUAAUGGCCCUCCUAUGUGUGAUCAUCUACAUAAUUCUAUCAUUUCCAUUCAAUGCAGGUUGAUCCCUAUCGGCACUGUUCUUGUUAAGGUAGACUAAAUAAAUCAUAUGAUAAAAAAAUGCUGUGUAAAUAUAUUUUACGUUCCAAGAAAUGUUCAUUCUUCAUAUGUUUGUUUUAUAACACGAAUCUCAACUCAUUGUACUCGAAGAACAUCCGCCCAACAAUUUUGAAAUUUCUACAAUCUACCAUAUUUAGAGGGACAAAAAAGCUUCUUUUUUGGUACAUAUAAAUACAUUUUACUCACAAUCCCUAAUACAUCUCA